CACAUGGCUGCCCAAGAUUCACCGCAUAACACGAAACUUUUCACUCACUCGCUAUAAUAAACUGGACCCUGCUGUGAAAGAUUGUGUGCAAGUUUCAUCACGUCCUUUGUUGACGAUGAUAAGCCAGCACUGAUUUAGUGCUUAUCCAGCCGCAGUGUCAAAUACAAGUAACCAAAAUGAUAGUUUAAGAGUAACUAAUAAAAUUUCAAAUGUGUGCUGCUCAAUAAUAAUAAUAUAAUGACUGACCAUAAAUGUUCUUUGUGUUGACGACAUGUUGAAUUCAUUAUAUAAUAAGAUUACUGCGAGCUUCUCGGCGCCGGGUAAGGAAAUUUCGAAAAAGGGGACGAUAAAUCAAUGGUUGUGAUUGUGGGAGUGGUGGUGCUGGGGUUCGUGUCGGUGGUGUUGCAGGUUUCGUUUUAAAAUAGUUCUGAUUUUGAGCUGCCAUUUCAUCAUCAUAACCAAUCAUGUCCAAUACAAGGUUUCCUGAAAAGUUUAGAGUAUUCUUGAAAAAUUUGAAGGGAAAUGCACCACCAAGGGCCAGACCAGAUGAUAAUAAUGUCAUCUUAACCGCUGAAUUGGAAGCAGACCUCAAACCGGAAGCACCGCUCGCCAAUCGUAUCAAAGCCAUUAAAGAAUUGACAGAAUCAUGCGAGACGAAAAAGGCAGAGUUGUACGUCAUAGAGAAGAUUUGGACCCUGGUGAACGAUUUAUUUAAAACCAAAGAUGGUCAAUCUCCGUCCAAGGAGGCGCGUCACCUCACAUUCGACUUGAUGACGGCCCUGGUGCAAGCCCAGAUGGAGAAGACGGGGGUCAUCAGGGCCAAGCUUUUUGUCUUUAUAAAGGGUCACGAAAAUCCGGAAGACAUUUACAAAAAGUUUCAACUCCUCCAGAGUUUAACAAUGAAUGGGAAGGAUCUCGAAUAUUUUGAAGAAAGGCUCGGUCCCCUCUUGCACGAUUGGAUCUUCCAUAAACAAAUUGGAAACAUUCCUAUGAUUGCAUUUCUCGGUUUUGUGGUGAAUGUGAUUAAAUACAACAAUACAUUUCUGGACCAGGACAUAUUAUCCGAAAUAAUUCAAAAUGUUUGCGUGAUUAACUGCAUUUCCGAGUCUUUACCUCACACUGUGGAAUGUCUCAAGCUUUUCGAGGCUGUUUUGUCAUAUGGGAGACUGCCAAUUGAUUGCUUAACUAAUUUCUUGAUCACGUUAUGCCAUACAAUCAACGUUGACAGCUUGACCGAAACUUGCUCUAAAGUUACAAAGAAUUUGCUCGGGACUCAUUUGGGAAAUUCUGCCAUUCAUACGAUGUGUGGAUUCAUGGAAAGCUCGGAUGAACGGUUCGACAACGAAACUUUGGUUAGAGGAGCUGUAGUUUUAGUUGGAACCAGUUUGUGGGGUGUUAAGUUCAUUAGAGGUCUCAAGUACAGUUUUAAUUUGGUAUUGCAAUCUUUCGAUAAGGCGCUGGACAAAAAACAUAAGAAGGCAACAUAUGAAGUGCAGCUAAGAAUUCAAGAACUGGUGCAAAGCAACUGUGACGUUUUGACAACCGUAACGUGGGAUCUAAUUCUUCAAAUAACGUCAAGAAUACUGAGUUUCGCAAAGACUGAUUGUAAGGACGAUCCACAUAAUUAUGUGAAGAUUAUGACGGCAGUUAACAACACUUUGGACGCUAUUGAAGCCAUAUUAUUUACGAAAAGUUUCUGCGGAGAAGUAGAACAGUUUUUUGACUUGGUGGACAGUUGUUAUCUGUCUAGACCGAUUGGAUCUGUUGAAAAGUUAAUGCAAUACAAAGCUUCUACUCAACUUCAUACUGCCAAAGCGGAAUGGUUUGAGUCGCUGGUCACUUUUACCGAAAAACAUUUGCGAUUCGAAGUCCGACCUGCUGUGAAAGCCAAGGCGAUGCCCAUCAUUACAAAGAUAUGCUUGAUGAACAGAGAUAUCUAUGAAGAAGACUUGAUUGUCAAAGUCAUACUUCCGUCGAUGAAGAACUUGGAGAAUGAAAAUGACCCUAAUGUUCGAGUAUCCGGUGUGAACUUUUUGGUGGACUUCUUGAUGGAAUCAUCGUCAAAGAAGGGGCAUGAUUUAUUGCACAUUUUAGACAAGAUAAUUAAUCGACCUUAUGAAAUUCAUGCGCAAACUGGCUCAGACACAGUUCACAUUUACUCUGAAAGCGAAGUUGAUGACAUUGUGCGAGCUGUUGAAGGGAUUGUGAAACUGUUCAAAAGAAAAAUUUACCAUUUGCCAUCGUCCAUUGCAGUGAGUGCGUACAAAAGUCUAGUGAAACAUAUGGGGAAUCACUACAAAAAACCUGCCGUUUUGGACAUUUGCUACAAAAUUAGAUAUAAGAUUUUUGAUUGCUUCUUUGCGAUCCGUGCUAAUUCCCUCUAUCAUCUCGGGUUUCCAUUGGAAGGUGCUAAAUUAACGUACAGCUCUUAUCUUGCCGUUGAUCACCGCGACGGGGAUGAAAAGAUGAUUCUAGACCAGCAAGAAAUUGGCCAACAAAUAACCGUUUCUUCGGUCGGCGGUGGUAGUGGGGUUGGUGGGGGUUCUAUGAUGCCAGGAACUUCCUCCUCCUUUCAAUCAUCUUGUGUGACGUUCAUCUCGUUGACGGCAGCAUGCAAACUAGUCGUAGGAAGUUUAAAGAAGGAAAAAGAUUGGAAUGUGCUCGAACUCGUGUUACGCAGUUUGCCAAGCGUUCUGGAAAAUAAAGCUCUGAUAUUGUCAAAGAAUGGGAAUGAUAUAGAUUAUCUUGGAAAUGCCUUAUGCAAUAUGAUCAUGGACAAAUCUCUCAACCUGCCAGAAUCAUUAAAGAACUGCCCUGUAACGUCAAAAUUGACCAAGACGGAUUUUCAAGCCUAUUUGUAUCCAAUUUUUACAGCCUUGGUCUCAUACCACUCGUUCUUGGAUAGUACCACACAACAAAAGAUUGUCAUGUGUCUGAAACAAGGCGUGGCGUCAAAAAUAUGUCGAAUGUGUAUUCUCGCCCUGACGGUCUGUACCCUCGAGAUGAAAGACACGAUGCAUAAGUUGCUUCCCGAUGUUUUACUCGCUGUGUCAAAAAUCACACCAAGGUUUGAUAUCGCCAUCCCCGUUUUAGAAUUCUUGUCGACAUUGAUACACCUUCCUCGCGUGUUCGCCUCAUUUGUGGAUGUCCAAUACAUGUCAAUCUUCGCGAUUGCACUCCCAUACACCAACCCGUUCAAAUUCAACCAGUACACAGUCUCUUUGGCACAUCACGUCAUUGCAUUAUGGUUCUUGAAAUGCCGUUUUAGUUUUCGGCGACAAUUUGUCGGGUUCAUCAUUAAAGGAUUAGAAUCCAACGUGUGGGGUCCCCUGGAGGAGGGUAAUCGUCGCUAUGAAUCAUCACUAGGAUUGCAAAAUGAAGACUCGUCCAACCGGAAACGUAGCUCUAGUCUGACCGAUCGGAGACAAACAGAUCAGCGCCGAGAACGACCCAUAUCUGGUCAUACUCAAGCCGUUGUGGGGCAACGGCUGACCUCAUUCGAUUCCAAAGAUGCAGCUGACAAAUCAUUACAAACAUUUCAUCACGAGUUGACCGAAACUUGUCUGGAUUUUAUGAUGCGAUAUGCAUUUGCUGACUGCUCCGCCCUUCCGACAAGAUUCCCAACCACAAACUUUUUAGUUGAGGGUGGAAUUUCUCAAUCAUGGUUAAUUGAUAACCGAAUUAUUACAAUCACGACAAGUGGUUGUUCUCAAAAGGAACUCAAGGACGGCGUUUGCGACAAGUGUUUCCUUAUUUGUCGGAAGCAAAAGAGCUUAGAGGACAGCAAAAGAGCAUCCCAUGAUGCAACGGCAACCCCUGCGCUUUCACGAAGUCUCUCUGUUCGUACUACAACUACAACAUCUGGAUCGCAAAACCAAAGUAAUUUGGCACGAAGAAGACAUGUGUCGGCUUUUGCAGGUGCAGGUGCUUAUCAAAAGUAUCCCCAAACUGGAGAUUCUGGAAAACCUGGAAUCAACGACUGUUCGGUUGGUGGAGUUGAGGAUAGAAAGACAGAAAUGAAAGAUGAUUUGCAAUUGGAGAACAAAUUGAUUAAUCAUGGUGCUGAUGGUGAAGAAGGAAACAUUGGGUCUGGACUUCUUGGGGGUAGCUCUCCUUUCAUUUCUGAAUAUUCGCAUAAAACAAAGAGCGAGACCUUUCUGUGUUCUUGUUGGUGUGCUGGAUGGGCUGAAAUCUUGAUUCGCAGUCCUACCGGCAAUACUUCGUGGAUGAUGCGAGUUCAGAAUCACACUGGAAAUAACAACACGGCAGGCAUUCCAUACAAGGAUCUCUCGUCUAUUUACUUGCAAAAUGUUGUGGAACCCUGUCAAGCUGAUAACUUCAUGUCGAGUACGACAAGUUCUACGCUCUCGUCUCCAACACAUGGUCAGCAACCUUUGUUAAUUUCGCAAACAUCAGUGUCUCAAGAUUCUGUACUGGCAGGUAGUGGGGGAACUAUUUCGCCCACACCUGGCACCCCCACAACUCCGGAUUCUCCUGGCGCUGACGGAGAUAACAUUAGGCGGAAAAAUCCAGUCUGUCGUUCAAACUCAUCGCCAGAAAUGUCAUCCAGCACAUGGAAAUCUUCACAUAUGACCCUUCAAAAAGAUAUUGAGGAACAAGACGAGGAAGAAAUCAUGUCCGUUGUUACAUUUGCCUCGCCUCUCAUUAAAUCAUCUAAGCAAUCCUUCCCCAAUUCCGAAUCAUCCCAAGAAGGUGCAUUCCAAACAUCUUCUGUUCAAUCUAAUAGCCAAUCACAGCAACAAUCCACUAGUCCAAAAGAAAGGAAAGAUACUAAUAAAGAAUUGCCCCCGCCAAUGAAUCCCAUAGGGCCCGGUAUCAAGGGUACCACAUCUCCAUUCAGACGAAGCUAUGAAGCAAUCCCGGAAGAAAAUACUCAACAACACCAACGCUCCGGUAGUUUGACUGGUAGUCCAGAAGCUCUUAAACCUGAAAUCAUUGGUCCUAUUAAACGCGAUAGGGUCUCUACGAUCUCGGUAAUGAUGCCUGCGGCUCGUAACCAAUUUCGAAGAAUGUUGUCACUUGGAAAUGGCGAAUCUGUAUCACGCGAUGCUCGAGCUGGUGGACAGCCUGAAUCUGGUGUACGCUCAGGAGUCACUCCAGGAUUCGUCUUUUUGCAACUUUGUUCUCAAGGAAUUGUUGGAAAGGGCGAGAGACCUAUUUUACUUCCCUCUGAAGAAUCUACAGCUAAAAGUCUAAGAGUUCUGGACUAUAUCCCUCCAUAUGAAACUCAUAAAAUUGGCGUGGUGUACGUUGGUCCUAGUCAGUCCAAAAAUGAAACGGCUAUUUUUCAAAAUCUUUACGGCUCUUCACGAUAUCGAGAUUUUCUGCAAGGAUUGGGUUCCUUGAUCAAACUUAAAGAAAUCGAUCCACAAAAGAAUUACAUGGGCGGAUUGUCAAAAGACGGGGACGAUGGCGAUUUUGCUUCGAUUUGGCAGGAUGAUGUAAUGCAGGUAAUAUUCCACGUGGCCACCUUGAUGCCAAAUAAAGUGAAUGAUCCACAAGGAAAUUGCAAGAAGAGGCAUAUCGGGAAUGAUUAUGUGACGAUUGUGUAUAAUAACAGUGAUGAAGAGUUCGAUAUCUCUACCAUAAAGGCGCAAUUUCUUUACGCUUGGGUGAUUAUCCAGCCGUUGGAUCACCGAACGAAUCGUGUCGUCGUGAAAUCAGCAUUGCCAAUCCUUGCUGAUCACAUUGGUCACUCCGAAGCAAAGAUUGUUUCCGAUCAGAAUCUUCCCAUUAUGGCUAGACAACUUGCUCUUCACGCCAAUUUGGCGUCUGUGAUUUAUCAAAAAAUGCAAGCUAAAAAUGCCGACCCCUACGCUUCGAAUUGGCUCGAACGAUUACGACAUAUCAAACGGCUACGAUCUCGUCUUUUCCCGGACAGUGGACUUUCUAGUUCUGAGGAAUUGUCAAACGAAGCACCUUUGCUUCCAAUCACCUCCAUGAAACGGCUUUUUGAAGAUUUUACCGAGUUUGUCUGAAAAUAACGUGGGAUGGUCAAAUGGAAACAACCUAAAGAAAAUUGAAAUUGUAUUAGGUUCUCGUUCUAUGCGCAGGCUAAUAACUAAAUAAGUCGUUAUCUAAUCAUCUUUUGGCUAGCUAAGCACCUUGCCGUUAAUGUUAAUGAUUGUUUGUUUGUCAAGAUAGUGCAUAGAGUGUUACAUGUGUUUCUCAAUAUUUUUUAAAUCAUUACGGUGUAUAAGUCUUGUCACAAUUUAAUUAAUUACAUAUUUAAUUAUUAUUUAAUUGAGCUACACAUUUUUUAAAUGCUGUCAUGCUGGACUAUCACCUAUUAUUGAGAGUGAGAGCACAUCUCAAAAUGUGAGCCUGCUACAAUUAUGUAAUAAUAAGAUUGUUUUUAACUUGGUUUUGGCCCAUAAAACAAACCAAAUCCUCACUUUGUACCUAAUUACUUGCCCUAUUUGUUGGUAAAAUUUUUGUGCGUGAUGAUUGUAUAACUGGAGGCGUGUGUAAUUCACAGUUUCUUAAUUAUUAAUUAUACCUGGAAAUUAGGCACGCUAUAAAUAAGAAUAGUUUGAUCAAUUUCAAUUAUGGUGUUGCGUUGCAUGCAAGUGCAAAAACAACCUCCAGAAUAAUUUUAUAUUUAGUAGUCGAUCGAUUAUGUAUGUCUUGUCAUGCUUACAUACAUACAUAAUGUUCGACCCAUUAUUAUUGUUAUUAUUAUUAUUAUCGUUACUGACGUUCGUCGAUUCGAAUGAGUGCUCAGCCUCCUGUAUAAAUUACUCAUCGCAAAAAAAGGCAGCCUAUUUUUUAUAUAUCCGAAACUCACAAUACAUCCAAAAGUCUUGGUUUUUUUAAUCGGGUUUUCGUCUUCUUUACAAACCUCAACGUAAUAAAAGAAGUAUCAUCUUUUAUUGAUCUUAAUAUUAAUAACCCAAAAGUAACACGAAUAAUAAUUUCCACUUAAAAAUUUAAUAUCCCUUUUAAUUACGAUACCAGUAAUAAUAAAAUAGUGAUGUAAUUCCAAGGUUCAAAUAUGAAUUGACUGAUGAUACAUGUAUAUGUACGUAAGUAAGAUUUAGACGUAUUUUUGUUGUUGAGAAUGAGGAUGGGAGCAUUGUAUCUGAGUAAAAGAGAUCAUUUCUUGCCAAACCAAAUACCAAAAUGUCUAUUAUCAUUUCACAUUCAAUUAUAUUAUUUAUACAGACAGGUACAAAUUCAUGCAUGUAAAUAAUAUGAAGUACAAGUGCGAAAAUGUGUAACACAAAAUUAGCAUUACCUAUUAGUCCGCAUUUCGCGAGCCAAUAUGAAGAAAUAAAUUAAGACAUUUUGGGAUUACCCUUGUCAAUAGCGAAUAA
This is a messenger RNA of Folsomia candida, 7337 nucleotides long. RefSeq names its product tuberin (gene gig). Bases 465 to 5999 code for a protein of 1844 amino acids. The record is from RefSeq and is a predicted model, not a curated record. The transcript has 23 exons. Gene Ontology annotation, molecular function: GTPase activator activity. Gene Ontology annotation, cellular component: cytoplasm; TSC1-TSC2 complex; nucleus. NCBI's taxonomy places the organism in Eukaryota, Metazoa, Arthropoda, Collembola, Entomobryomorpha, Isotomidae. Gene Ontology annotation, biological process: positive regulation of GTPase activity; negative regulation of insulin receptor signaling pathway; negative regulation of phosphatidylinositol 3-kinase/protein kinase B signal transduction.